This is a messenger RNA of Neospora caninum, 1392 nucleotides long. RefSeq lists its product as hypothetical. The record is from RefSeq and is a predicted model, not a curated record. Lineage: Eukaryota; Apicomplexa; Conoidasida; Eucoccidiorida; Sarcocystidae. The transcript has 2 exons. Bases 1 to 1392 code for a protein of 463 amino acids.
AUGUGUGUGACGGUGACUGGAGAUGCUGUACAGAAGAUGACGCCGCAGUCAGCAGAACAGUACUAUCCCACGUGGACACAGUCAGUCCUCGAGUUUGAUGAGAACGUAGAAGAAACAGACCACGAACAAGGGUCGCGCAUGUGUGGAGGGGGGACGGUGGGUUUCCCGUAUCUUCCAACAGAGCUGGAGGAAUUAUCCCAGCGCAGCUGUGCAAGGGAAUCGUGUGAGCCCGAAGCAGCUUGUGGUCCUGUGCCAAAGAGGCCAGCAUUUGACCAGCCUACGAGCUCCAGUCGCGCGCCGCCGUCAAACAGUCCUAUUUUCGUGCAUACUCAACCGCGCCGGCGGCAGCGAAGAGAAGUAGAUGGCAUGCAGCACGCUGGGUGCCUCUAUGGAGGACAGUAUGGCGCGUGGGUUGAGGCGGAAACCGAAGCCGUCAACCCGGAGUUGCUGGCAGCUUUCGAACACCUGCGGCAAGGUCGACCGCCGCGGGUGAACACCGUGUCUGAGGGCGCGACUUCUCAAACGCCGGGUACGCAGCUGGAAAGCUGGUCUGGAGAUCCUCCCAACUGCCGGACAGCUCGGUUACAAGGGAUGAAGACCGGCGGCCAAACGCGGUACCUGAGUGGGGAUACGAACGGAACUUCCGUACAGCCGCUGCGCAACCCGCCGGCAAUCAGAAUUUCACAAGUACCCUGCAUGCGUCCACAAACUCAGAGUCCGCACACUGGGCACGGGUUUCUGCUAGCCGAUGACACUAAGGACGUGCCAUCGAGUUGUCAAUCGACUGUGGAUAGCAGCCUUCUUUCAAGCCCUAGAGAUCGAUGCACAGACUCGCGGAAUUCGCGGGGAAAUCAUGACUCUCGAAGUGCCGCGUCAGCACCAAACUACCGGACUCUCACGGAGGACGUCUCGAGGGAAAGAGGCAGCGGCACCCGCGCAGUCGAAGCAGUUCCAACAGAGACUGCGGGUCCGAGGGAGCCUGCAUUCACGUAUGAUUUCCCAGGAAAGCCCGUAGCGCUCUUCUAUCCCGAGAUCUACCCGGACCGCGUGGUGGUGACGGAUGAAGCUCCGGAUGAGUCGGCAGCCCUCGGCACAGUCCUCUCGGGUAACGGCCAGCGAGCGGACUGUCCUGUUGCCGCUUCAAUGUCUCGGGUGCCUGGUAGCGGCGUGCUGGACGGUCAGGCGAAGUUCUCGUCAAUGUGGGUUCGCAGCGACGGCAGGCUAGGCGGGUGCGUACCUGUGGUGUCCGCGUCAAUGUCCCCAGGGAUGCAUCCAGCGGGGCUUACUGCUCAACUGUGGCCGCUGUACCCAACUCAAGCUGGAGAGUCGCGUUUGCUUCAUUCCGCAACCUUGCGGCCUGUGAAAGACGUGUACAGUUCACCGGGGUUCUGA